UGAAAUUAAUAAUUCACCUGCUGAAAUGUCACUCUCCAAUUAGUAUCCAAGAAAAAAUUGGAGCAUCAGAGAAGAAAAAUGGCAUCUUUAGAGCAAAAGGCAUCAGAUUGGAGUGGAGUUGAUCCAAAGGAUGCAGUUGCCAUUGAUGAGAUUAAUCUCUUUCAAAAACUUGGUCUUCAAACUUUCAUCAAUCUAUCUACCAAUUUCUACAACAGGGUGUAUGAUGAUGAGGAAGAGUGGUUUCGAUCAAUUUUUUCGAAUUCAAAUAAAGAAGAAGCCAUUAGGAAUCAGUAUGAGUUCUUUGUGCAAAGAAUGGGAGGCCCUAAUUUGUACUCACAGAGGAAAGGCCAUACAGCAUUGAUUGGACGCCACCGCACGUUUCCAGUAACUCAUAAAGCAGCAGAGAGAUGGUUACACCAUAUGCAACAAGCAUUAGACAGUACUGCAGCUAUUGAUGAAGAUUCCAAAACUAAAAUGAUCAACUUUUUUAGACACACUGCAUUCUUUUUGGUAGCUGGAGUUGAGUUGAAGAAUCAAAACAAAGGAACAGGAUGUAAGAAUUGCAGCAACCACCACUAAGCAAGUUGAUGGGUUUAAUUGACUACAUUGACAAAAGAAUUGUGCCUCAAUCGCAAACUAGUUGGAAUUGACUGUAUGAAUCCUGACCGUCUAUGUUACCGCUCCAUGUGAGUACAUGAUAUGUAAUAAUGCAUAAAUUCCUUUUGUCAAUGGAACACCUUAUAGUAAUGCCUUGCAUCCAUUUAAAUUGUUUAAUGUGAAAACAAAUACACUAUUGGAAGGGGUCUUUGGUAAAGAGGCUAACUUAUUCAUAUAA
Solanum pennellii is the source of this 835-nucleotide messenger RNA. Its product is annotated as two-on-two hemoglobin-3-like. The record is from RefSeq and is a predicted model, not a curated record. Gene Ontology annotation, biological process: oxygen transport. The transcript has 4 exons. Lineage: Eukaryota; Viridiplantae; Streptophyta; Magnoliopsida; Solanales; Solanaceae. Gene Ontology annotation, molecular function: oxygen carrier activity; oxygen binding; heme binding. The coding region runs from base 79 to 579 and encodes 166 amino acids.